UGAACCAAGACAUUUUAUGUAAAUUAUGAUCUACCAGUAGACUUGCCGCGUUGCCGCGGAGUUUAAAUCUUUUUUUUGGAACUCCUCUGAUUACUAGUAUUGUCGCGACUUCUACCUCCCCACUUGCAGAUUAGUUGUGAGUUACCAUAAACAAUUUUAAGUUGGCACCUGAUUUUUCCCCACCUUUAUGAAUCUUAUUUCUUUUAUCUUUAAUUUGCAUGGCUUGAGUUUUGGGUCCAUCUGAUUUGAGCAAAAUAGGCCAAGGUGGUUCUCGAAAAAUAGCGCGGGCAGGGAUUAGCUCUGAUAUCUACUACGAGCUUCAUGCUUUAGACCCAGGUUGCAAUUGCAAGUUGGCUGAGAUGAUCUAAGUUUCUAAGUUGGAUAACAACAACGGAUCUCUAAACUCAGUUGUUAUACUGUCUCUGUUGUCUUCCAAUCUGAUCAAGCUGUGACCGCGCGUGAUGCUCUCCCUUCCGCUCAUCACACCCCGCGAUUCUCAUGAACUCUGGUUCGGAGUCUCCCAGCCCUACCGUUCCUCAUCCCAACACCAUCAAACACAUGGAGAAACGCAAGGAAACCCCCGCCGCAGUGGUAACAAUAUUACGAACGGACGUGCCUUGAACGCCUCUGCCGCCUCCGGAAAUACUUUAUCCUCAUUGCUCCUCGAAGAACGUGCGCUCCGUGCCCGCAAAAACAACAUCGCCUCAUUUGGUUACUCGUGGAUCAAACCUGCAGGAUGCGCUAAGACCAUGCUCGGGAUGAAAGAGGAAGAGGCGGAGAGGGAGGAAGCGCUAGCUGCUGCUGCUGCUGAGAUGGCCGCGGCCGCGGCCGCGGCCGAAGCCGGGACUGAUGGGGUGGACGAGUUCGGUGCACAGACUAGCGAUGGGCAAGAUAACACAGGCAUGGAAAGGGAUUUGGACGAUGAUAUUCCCGACGCAGAUGCAGAGGGCCUAGUGGAGGAAGGGGAGGAAGGUUUGGAAGAGGAUGGCGAUGUUGAUGAGGAGGGAUACAUGGAACGGGACCUGGAUGAUGAUAUUCCUGAAGCGUUCCCCGAUGGUGAUGACGAGGCAUUCGGGGAAGAAACCGAUAAUGAUUUUGAUGAUCAGCCAAAUCUGGAUGAUGACAUUCCCAGUGCUGAUGACAUGGACGAUGAAAUAGAGGACAUGAGUGAGCAAGUCAUGGGCCAUGAUCUGGACGAUGAUAUUCCUGAGGCUGCAGAGCACCAAUCCGUACAAGAAGAUGAAUGGCAACAUACCGAUACAGAUGCUGAAUAUGACGAAGAGGAUGAAGCCAGUUUUUCCCAUGAUCCAUUUACACAAAAUCUCCGAGCUAGUACAACUAGCAGUCGUGGUCUGCCGCCAGCACCGGUUCGGACUCGAGAGACAGAGGCCCAACGUCGGUUCCUCCAGCGUUGGAGUGGUGGCGGAGAUGCCUUCGAUACGAGCAGCAUGAUGAUUGAUGAAGAUGAUCUACGUGCAUCUGUAACUAGUCAGGGGAGUCGACGAAGCUUUUUCAACAGGUUCCCUAGACGGCGAGCUGGAGGGCCUAGGGAUAGUUUCGACUAAACCAAAUUAUUUGGAUUAUCUUUCAGGGUUGUAUGGCGCACUGUCUGCAUGUAUGGGUCCCAGGGUGGAGGUUUGGUAAU
Molecule: messenger RNA, 1645 nt
Organism: Aspergillus alliaceus
Lineage: Eukaryota; Fungi; Ascomycota; Eurotiomycetes; Eurotiales; Aspergillaceae
Exons: 2
Coding region: 462-1565 (367 amino acids)
Biological process (GO): anaphase-promoting complex-dependent catabolic process
Cellular component (GO): anaphase-promoting complex
Source: RefSeq, a predicted model, not a curated record